AUGAGCAAAAAAACUAUAUUAAUAUUUUUGAUCCUAAUAUUCGCGAGUUGCGCUAACUCUUUGAAUAUUGUAUUUUAUAUCAAUGUGAUUGCCCAAACACAUGUUUCAUUUUUCACAAAAUCGAUCAAUUUGCUAUUGAGUCGAGGACAUAAUAUCGUAAGUUUUAAAAAAAGUUCUCAAAAAUGUUUCAUUCAACAAAAAAUUUUCAGGAUAUUGUUUAUGCGAAGUUGAAUGAUCGUGUAAUAUUGAAAGAUAUUACGGGAGUUAAAAAUGUAUAUGAAAUUGAAUUCGCAGAAAAAAAUCAUUGGCAUAACAAUAUGGCGUACUUGGGAAAUCCAUUCAUCAAACCCUCCAGACCUUUUUUAGAUCUUCCUACUUAUGAUGGACUUGCGCUGGAAUUAUGUGAUAGUGAGUGAAUUAUUGAUUUUAGAGAAUCAAACAAUUCUGAUAACUUUUUCAGUUGCUGUAAAAGACGACAACCUUCUAAACUUUCUCAAAAAAGGAGAAUACGACAUUGGAAUUUUCAGUGAUUAUGAUCCAUGUGCAGCAAUUAUGAUGAGAGCUGCGAAUAUUCCAUCAACUGCAGGUUUGCUUUUCAAACAUUCCAAUAAACAUCAAAUUUAUUACAGCCUUACUUCCAACUGCAAUGUUCCAAAAUCAUAUUUUGAAUGCUGGACUUCCUUCACCUUCAAGUAUUUAUGGCACUACAAUUGUUCCAGAAAAUGAUGGAUCGUUUUAUGAUAAAAUGUUUCAUUUCAUUAAAUCUGGUUAUAAUAUUUUCUGGCGACUUCCGAAAUUUUAUUCUGGAUUUGUGAGUUAAAGAGUGACAAAAUCCAAAAUGUUGUAAAAUAUUCAGGACUCUCUUACCCGCGCCAAAUUUGGAAAAAGUUUUCCAUCUACUAAAACAAUCGAAGAAGAAGUCGAUAUUCUAUUUGUGAAUUCUAAUGAAAUCAUCGAAAGACCUCGUCCGAUUUCGCACAAAAUUAAAUAUAUUGGUGGAAUUGGAGUCCCAAAAGCUAAACCAUUGAGCAAAGAAAUCGAUGAACUGUUGAACACAUCUUCAAAAGGAACAGUUAUAUUCUCAUUUGGAACACAAAUUCCAACCAAAAGAGUGCCAAUUGAGAUUCGGAGAAAUUUCGUGAAAGCAUUCAAAAAGUUUCCGGAUUUUUUGUUUUUGUGGAAAUAUGACAAUGUUACUGAAGAUCAAGAAUUAUUCAAAGAUGCGAAUAAUGUGAAGAGAAUAGAGUGGUUGCCACAAACUGAUUUAUUACGUAAGCAAUGUUUGAUGUGUGAAUUUGAAUUUUUACCAAUAAGAAUUCAAUCUAACAAAAAGAAGAAAGUUCAAUUUUCUGAAAUCUCACUUAACUUUUUUUGAAAAAAAAAUGAUGUGAGUUUUGAACAAAUCACGUUUAUCAGCGGAAUGAUAAAAAAAUUAAUUUUUAUGUAUUGAACACCGUAAAAUAUUUUCAACAAGUUUUCUUUCAACAAAAAAACUGAUUGUUUCCAGAAGAUGAAAGAGUGAAAUGUUUCAUUAGCCACAUGGGAAUGAAUUCUUUCAUUGAAACGUCAAUCUUGGGAAUUCCCGUGUUAUCAAUCCCUCUUAUCGUUGAUCAACAACACAAUUCACAAAAUGCCCAAAAUCGAGAAACUGGAAUUAUUGUGGAUCGAGAUUCUUUGACUUCUGAAAAUAUCGAAAAAGCAUUGUCGAAAUUGUUAUUUGAUUCGAAAUAUAUGGAAAACGCGAAGAAGAUUGGAAAAUUGAUGAGAGACAAACCUGAGCAAUCUGAGAAGUUGUUCAUUGAAUGGCUUGAAUAUGUUGGAAAUAACCCAGGGUUCCAUAAUAUUGUGAAUCUUCCAAACAUUUCUACAUUUUUCUAUUAUUCUGGAGAUGUCAUUUUAUUUGUGUUCAGUUUCAUUGUGUUCACAACUUGGUUCCUCUAUCGAUUUGUAUUUUCGAAAAUUCGAAUUAGUAUUUCUUCUUCGAAAAAAAUCAAGGAUAAUUAA
Molecule: messenger RNA, 2004 nt
Organism: Caenorhabditis angaria
Lineage: Eukaryota; Metazoa; Nematoda; Chromadorea; Rhabditida; Rhabditidae
Source: the annotation of a GenBank genome assembly